Daucus carota subsp. sativus is the source of this 2139-nucleotide messenger RNA. Its product is annotated as probable nucleoredoxin 1-2. Bases 109 to 2016 code for a protein of 635 amino acids. The record is from RefSeq and is a predicted model, not a curated record. NCBI's taxonomy places the organism in Eukaryota, Viridiplantae, Streptophyta, Magnoliopsida, Apiales, Apiaceae. The transcript has 5 exons.
AGUAUACAAGGAGGAAUACACAAGAGGAUAGGAAAAGGUGCAGCCGACUAUCAACAUCUAACCUUAAAACAAACUUUAAGAUUUUUAGAUUUGUUUGUGCAGAAGGGGAUGAGGAGGAGUUUGGGAGUAUUGUUUAGGUUACGAGGAGCAUCAUCCUUAAUUACUUCUCCGGCAACAGCAAACAGCAGCAAUAUGAGUAGAAACAUCAUGUCUGUGCCGACCUAUCGCUUUGGAGAAAAUGCUGCUAAAUAUAGAGAAGCACGCCUAAAAGGGGAGAUUCUAAAAUCUAAUUGUAGGAAUGCAGACCAGGAUCCUGACAAUCAAUUCGUACAGAAAGGGGAUACUAUUGAUCUUAAUGACCUUCUCUUUACCAAAGAAAGGGAUUACCUCAUCAAAAAUAACAAUCAACAGGUUAAGGCUGAGCACUUCGAAGGCAAGGUUGUAGCUUUGUAUUUUUUGCCAUUGCCACAUCACACUUUUGAUUACAACAUGAUAAAGUGGGAUGCAUCAUUUGUAAUGGAUGAAUACAAAGAGCUACAACAACACAACAAUUUUGAGGUCGUGUUGGUUCCCGUUUCUGGAAAAAGCUCAUUCAAAGAUUCAACUGAUUUUCCUCAAUUUGUUUCUACCGACUAUCAGCAUCAUUUUGAUGUAUUGUUUUCUUACAUGCCUUGGACUGCCAUCCCAGUUUUUGAUGUAGCAUCUAGGGAACGUCUUCAAAAAAGCUUUGGUUUGUCCCAGCGAUACAUUUACUCCCGCCAAAUGCUUGCCAUUGUUGAUCCUAUGGGAAAGGUUUUGCAAUAUGAUGCUUGGAAUAUCUUCUUUGAGUAUGGAGCCUUGGGUUUUCCUUUUAGUGAUGAAAGAAUAGAAUAUCUGAGGGAAGAAGAUGAUGAUGUUAUCAAGCAACCAUCAUUGAAGAAAUUGUUGACUUCCCCUCAGCGUGAUUAUGUCAUUUCAAACAAAGAAGAUCAGGUACCCAUUCACACUUUGGAGGAUAAAGUUGUGGCCUUAUAUUUUUGUACUGGUACAAAGUCUCCGGGCAAUAUUGAGUUUUUUGAAGAACUGAAGUUGGCUUAUAAAGAGCUUGCACAAGUAGGAAACGUGUUUGAGGUUGUGCUAAUUUAUGGCAGAGAGUUUGGGUACUCCAGUGAUUGGCCAAGUGAAGAAUUAUUUUUGGAGGAGCUUAAGGGUAUGCCUUGGUUGGCAUUGCCAUAUCGAGACCCAAGGUGCAAGAAGUUGAAUCGGAUUUUGGAAAUAUCAUCUAGUAAGCAAGAUGCACCUGGUUUUGGCGGCCUUGUAAUGUUUGACCCUCGUGCGGAAUUUAUCGAACCAUUUGGGUCUCACAUCUUUUGCUUGUAUAAGAUUCAUGGGUACCCAUUCACUCGUAGAAGAGUUGCACGGCUAGAGACUGAAAAGGUAAAGGACCUGAAACUGGAGAUGAUAUGUGAACAAAAUAGUGUCCGGAGAAUGAAAGAUGGGGCCCAGGUUCCCUUAUGUCAACUUGCUGGGAAGAGUAUCCUGCUUGUUUUGGAGCAUGAAGAUAGAGACGGUUAUGAGUCGCCAAAUGCUGAUUUCCUUACAAUGUUAAAAAAAUUGUACCGCAAGGCGAAAGGAACUUGUCAUGAGUUUGAAGUAGUUCGUGUCUUACUAGGUAGUGAGGAGUCCGCAACGAGUAAUCAAUUCGUUGGACGAAUGCCUUGGUUGGUGUCACAAGCAAGCGAGUGGAUACAUGCCAACUUAGGCUCCUAUAUCUGGCACAACAAGUCUCUUGAUACACUAGUCUAUUUUCCACUGUUUGCCUUUGAUCAAGAUGGAAAACUUGUCAGGAAAACAAAGUAUCCUACAAUUGACGAUACUUGUUUUCCCUUUACUGGGUAUGAUUUAGAAGAAGAGGCCUUGGCUCAAUUAAAUACUCAAUUUGAGUGGAACUACUGGGACUACAAAGGAGGGAGCAUCUACUCGCACAGUGACUUCAAGAAAAGUGUUGACUUAUCAAGGUUUUUAUUAGGUCGUUAGAUCGAUAAUUGAGUUGUUAUAUUUUUGCAUGCUAUGUAUUUAAGUUGAUAACAGUUCAGCAGUUCAGUUAGCUAAACCAGACUGAGACAUUUAUCAAUUAUUUUGCUAAACUUAUUGGUCAUA